UCCGCCGGUGUCACAACAUUCCAACAUGGCAAGUAGAAAGAGUAACAAAAAGCAAGACAAGGAAGACAAAUAUUCUGUGUUGCUACCCACUUACAAUGAACGAGAGAAUCUACCUCUGAUCGUGUGGCUCUUGGUUAAAUACUUCGGCGACAGUGGCUACAACUACGAGAUAAUCGUCAUUGAUGAUGGAAGCCCUGAUGGGACACUACAAGUUGCUGAAGAGUUGCAGAAAAUCUAUGGCGAGGACAAGAUAUUACUCAGACCCAGAGCAAAAAAACUAGGAUUAGGCACAGCUUAUAUCCAUGGCAUCCAGCAUGCCACUGGCAAUUUUAUCUUCAUCAUGGAUGCUGAUCUCUCUCAUCAUCCUAAAUUUAUUCCAGAGUUCAUAGAAAAACAAAGAGAAGGUGGAUUUGACGUGGUCUCUGGCACAAGGUACAGUGGAAAUGGAGGUGUGUAUGGAUGGGAUUUGCGCAGGAAGCUUAUCAGCCGGGGUGCGAACUUCGUCACACAGGUGCUCUUAAGACCUGGAGCGUCAGAUUUGACAGGAAGCUUCAGACUAUACAAAAAGGAGGUGUUGGAGAGCUUGAUAGCGCGAUGUGUGUCUAAGGGCUAUGUCUUUCAAAUGGAGAUGAUUGUCCGUGCCAGACAGUUGGAAUACAGUAUUGGAGAGGUCCCCAUCUCAUUUGUGGAUCGUGUUUAUGGGGAGUCCAAGCUGGGAGGAAAUGAAAUUGUCUCCUUCCUGAAAGGACUUCUGACCUUGUUUGCAACAACAUAAAUUCAAUCAUGAAUCACAUAAGCUGAGUCAUGAGACAAGCUUAAAUGGUAGCUAGUUUUGCAUAGAGUCAGUUCAUGAUGAUACUUUCAUAAUGAUAAAUUGUAUAUUGUAUAUGGGAAGUGAAGAUAGUCAGUUACAUUGGCAGUGGAUUUUUUAUGUGUUGUUCCAAGAAAUGUUCUACUGUGAGAUGUCAUUUCAGUUGUGUCCAAGGCACUACAUCAAACCAGGCAACUGAAUUUUCAGCAUACUGUUAAGAAAUUAAAGAUGGCCAAAAAAAAAAAGACUGGCAAGUCAAAUUUGAAUUUGCAGUUGCUCAUUUCAUUUUCAUUUAUUUUUUCACCUGUACUUGCUGCAGUUCUGAAGGCAACUGAUUGACUGGUGUUACUAAAAAUGUUCGGCUAUCAUUACAGUUCGUCAAACUGUGUCAGGAGUGCAUUGAACAGUAUGUGAUAAGAGCCAAGAGAAACAAUUUACUGGAUUGUGUAGUUGUCACAUUUUACUUAAAAUGAAACUUAUUGUAUUGAUGAUGACAUCUGUGUGGGGUGGGAAGUGGUUUAUAAUGCUGGAGGUAUGGCUUGUCAAACCCAUGUUUAUGGGUUUACCUGUGAAUUAUCUAUGGAAUUAUAAUGCACUAUGUGCUCACUAAGUGCACAUCAUGAUCAACCUUUUUAUUGUCUUUGAAUGUCUGCUCCAUUUUGUAAUAGAAAUGAUUGGAAUUAAUUAUUGAUGGAAAUCUUAAUCAUGAAUUUGACUUUUUUCAUUAUUAGGCAUAUUAAUAUCAUUCAGAUUACUGUACUGGGAGCGUAAUCACAGCAGACGGUUAAGAUCUAUUUUUGGACAUACCUGGAAUGAGCUAGUAGCAUUUGCCUUUCUUAGUGUUCAGUGCGAGUUAACAGGUGUGUAUGUAUCGUCUUGAUCUUUUAGUGAGGGGUAUAGCGUAAUUCUGUUGGAUGUUUCUCCAAAAUUGUAAUUGUCUUGAAAAUAUAUUUAUAUGUUGCCCGUAAUGAGUUACAUUGUUACCACAAUGAUUAAAGAUGAGACUCAUUUGAAGAGA
Sardina pilchardus (European sardine) is the source of this 1829-nucleotide messenger RNA. It is a transcript of the gene dpm1, whose product is annotated as dolichyl-phosphate mannosyltransferase subunit 1, catalytic. NCBI's taxonomy places the organism in Eukaryota, Metazoa, Chordata, Actinopteri, Clupeiformes, Clupeidae. Gene Ontology annotation, biological process: GPI anchor biosynthetic process; dolichol-linked oligosaccharide biosynthetic process; protein O-linked glycosylation via mannose. Gene Ontology annotation, cellular component: endoplasmic reticulum membrane. Gene Ontology annotation, molecular function: dolichyl-phosphate beta-D-mannosyltransferase activity. The record is from RefSeq and is a predicted model, not a curated record. The transcript is spliced from 9 exons. The coding region runs from base 26 to 775 and encodes 249 amino acids.